Messenger RNA from Arthroderma uncinatum, 1809 nucleotides. Its product is annotated as nucleolar protein NOP58. The transcript has 3 exons. Gene Ontology annotation, molecular function: snoRNA binding. The coding region runs from base 1 to 1809 and encodes 602 amino acids. Gene Ontology annotation, cellular component: box C/D methylation guide snoRNP complex; small-subunit processome. The record is from RefSeq and is a predicted model, not a curated record. NCBI's taxonomy places the organism in Eukaryota, Fungi, Ascomycota, Eurotiomycetes, Onygenales, Arthrodermataceae.
AUGACCCUCUUCAUCCUAACCGAGACCAGUGCGGGCUAUGCCUUGCUCAAGGCAAAGGACAAGAAGCUCCUCAAGCGUGAUGAUCUCGCAGCAGAGACCGAGACUGCAGAGGGGAUCUCUAACCUUAUGAAAUUGAAGAACUUCCAGAAAUUCGAUAGCGCCACUACUGCCUUGGAGGAGGUUGCGUCUAUUAUUGAGGGAAAGGUCACACCCCGUUUGGCCAGCCUUCUCGAGACCAUCAAAGAUGAGAAGAAAGUGUCGUUAGCUGUUGCAGAUGUCAAACUUGGCAAUGCGAUUGGCAAGCUACCAGGUCUAUCCAUCCAGCCUAUUGCCGAUGGCAACACUGCUGAGCUUUAUCGUGCUAUCAGAGCCCAUCUCCCAACUCUUAUUCCUGGAUUGGUGCCCGCUGAUAUGUCCACGAUGUCCCUGGGUCUAUCCCACUCUCUUGCUCGACACAAGCUCAAGUUCUCUCCUGACAAGAUUGACACCAUGAUCGUCCAGGCAAUUUCUCUUCUUGACGAUCUUGACAAGGAGCUCAACACCUACGCUAUGCGUGUGAAGGAGUGGUACGGCUGGCAUUUCCCCGAGCUGGCUAAGAUCCUAAACGACAACAUGGCAUAUGCCAAGGUUGUUCUUAAGAUGGGCAUACGCAGCGACUCGGAAACCACAGAUCUUUCAGAAAUUUUGCCUGAGGAGAUUGAAUCCGCCGUUAAGAUGGCUGCUAACAAAUCCAUGGGUACUGAGAUCAGCAAUGAGGAUCUUGAAAACAUUCAGUCUCUAGCCGAACAGGUUGUUGGAUUCUCUGAAUACCGCCAGCAGCUUGGCAACUACCUUUCCGCUCGUAUGGCCGCCAUUGCUCCUAACCUUACUGCAUUGGUUGGCGACUUGGUCGGUGCUCGAUUGAUUGCACAUGCUGGAAGCUUGAUGAACCUCUCCAAGAGCCCCGCCAGUACUAUCCAGAUCCUCGGUGCCGAGAAAGCCCUGUUCCGCGCUCUUAAGACUAAGCACGACACUCCCAAAUACGGUUUGAUCUAUCACGCUUCGCUCAUCGGUCAAGCCACCGGUAAAAAUAAGGGUAAAAUGGCCAGAGUAUUGGCUGCUAAGGCUGCAAUUGGUCUCCGUGUCGAUGCUCUGACUGACUGGACCCCUGAUGCCGAUGGCAAUGAACCAACUGAGGAAGAAAAGAGUGCUCUCGGAAUGGAGUCAAGAUACUACCUCGAGAAGAAGCUUGCGUUCCUCGAAGGAAAGCCACUCAAGCCCAGGGGUGUUGCCAUUGCUCCAAACGGCGUUGAGUCUGCUCAUCCUAAGAAAUGGGAAAUCAACGAAGCCAAGAAAUACAACCCUGAUGCCGAUGCGCUAGUUGGCGACGAGGAUGCUGGCGUAAAGAAAUCCAAGAAAGAGAAGAAGUUGAUCCAGGAGGUUGAGUCCGAAGAUGAGGAGAUGAAGGAUGCUGGUUCGGACGAGGAGGAAGACUCAGAUGACGAAUCCGAGGAGGAGAAGCCCAAGAAGGAGAAGAAAUCCAAGAAAGAAAAGAAGUCAAAGAGCAAGGGUGAUGACAACGUCGAAGAAUUGGCCGAGAAAGCUGGCCUCAGCGUCAAGAGAUAUCUCCGAAAACUCGAAAGAGGCGAGAUUUCCUUCGACAAGGAUGGCAACCCGUCCUCCAUCAGCAAAAAGGACCUGAAGAAAGCCAAGAAGGAGGCUAAGAAGGCCGAGAAGGACGCCGGAACGAAGCGAAAGCGAUCAGAGGUAGUUGAAGAGGCAGAUGAAUCUAGGAGCGACAAGAAGAAAAAGAAGAAGAGCAAGGCUUAA